Molecule: messenger RNA, 2417 nt
Organism: Alosa sapidissima (American shad)
Lineage: Eukaryota; Metazoa; Chordata; Actinopteri; Clupeiformes; Clupeidae
Product: phospholipid-transporting ATPase ABCA1
Exons: 8
Coding region: 113-997 (294 amino acids)
Biological process (GO): transmembrane transport; phospholipid efflux
Cellular component (GO): intracellular membrane-bounded organelle; membrane
Molecular function (GO): phosphatidylserine floppase activity; ABC-type transporter activity; ATP binding
Source: RefSeq, a predicted model, not a curated record
GUACCGUGGGAAGAAGGUUCCAGCUGUGGACAGAAUCUGUGUGGGUGUCCCUGCAGCAGAGUGCUUUGGACUGCUGGGCAUCAAUGGAGCUGGGAAGACCACCACGUUUAAAAUGCUGACGGGGGACAUCGCUGUCUCUGGCGGGGAAGCCUUCCUAAACGGCCACAGCAUCAGGACCGAGAUGCAGGAGGUCCAUCAGAGCAUGGGCUACUGCCCGCAGUUUGACGCCCUCAAUGACCUCCUGACGGGAAGAGAACACCUGGAGUUCUACGCCCGCCUCCGAGGGGUACCAGAGAAAGAGGUCGCCAUGGUGGCAGAGUGGGGCAUCCAGAAGCUGGGGCUGCUCAAGUACUCCACCAAGUCCGCGGGUACCUACAGCGGAGGCAACAAGCGCAAGCUCUCCACCGCCAUGGCUCUGAUUGGCUGCCCACCCGUCGUCUUCCUGGAUGAGCCUACUACUGGCAUGGACCCCAAAGCUCGCCGCUUCCUGUGGGACUGCAUUUUGAGUGUCAUCAAACAAGGGCGUUCUGUCAUCCUUACCUCGCACAGCAUGGAGGAGUGUGAAGCUCUGUGUACUCGCAUGGCUAUCAUGGUCAACGGGCAGUUUAAAUGCCUGGGCAGUAUCCAGCACCUGAAGAGCAGGUUUGGUGACGGCUACACGGUGAUUGUGAAGGUUGGGGGCUCGCCCCCUGCUCUUGGGCCUGUGGAGGAGUUUGUGCGGGCCAACUUCCCGGGCAGCUUGCUCAAGGAGCGGCACCACAACACGCUGCAGUACCAGCUCCCACACGGAGAGGGCGCUCUGGCGGGCAUCUUCAGCCAGUUCACCAAGCACCAGAAGGCCCUCAGCGUGGAGGACUACUCCGUCUCCCAGACGACGCUGGACCAGGUCUUUGUCAACUUCGCCAGGCACCAGUACGAUGAGGAGGAGGAGGACGCCAGGGCCUACAAUAAUGUGGUCGAUCUGUCGGACGAGAUGCCAGUUGACCGAAAGAAAUAGUCCAACACUUUGACUUUAAGUGAAAGGGAGAAGAGGCUCUAUACUCUCUAAAGUCAGAGGACAAACUCAGGCACUUUGAUGAUUGAUGAUUGUGUCAUGCUUGGAUAUUGUUGAUAAUUUAAGCAAUUUCAAAAACAUGUAUAUUAUUUAUUAUUAUUUUUAAUAUGCAAAUCAAGUUCAAAUGGAAAAUAUUAUUCAGAAGACUCUACUUAUAGUCUUUACUUAUAGCACCAUUUUGUGUGAAACAGCUUUUAGCGCAUAGCUCAUAAUAGCUCAUAGCUCACAAUUCACCCUUGGGCUUCUAAGUAGAUGUUUACUGUGACAAAAAUGUCCUAUGCUAAAGAAAUAUUAUUCCCAAGGGAUCCCAAAUGGGUCCUUGAAGCUGCAAAGGUUUCAGGUCAAGUAAUCUCAGUUCUGUCACAGUGACAAGUGAACGGUCAUUUUCUAUGAACGCAGCAUAAAAUGACAAUGAUUUUAUACACAUUGCAUGUUUUAAUUCAUAACAUAUACUGUAGCUACGAUACCAAAUCAUUAAGUUCCUUGACAUACAUGUUAUAUAUAAAUAUUUCUUUAUCAUGCAUUUUUUUUUUUAAAUGGUUGUAUAAGACCACGUGCAAUAUUGUCAUACAGGCUGUAACACCAUAUGGGAAUGUUAACUUGAAAAAGAAAAUAUUUUAGUACAAAGUAUGUUUACCUCUAAAAUGUUCUACAACAGUGUGCUUCACAAAGAGUCUACAACAUAUUUAGCAAGAUGAACGAUAACAUUGGUCCUCGUGUCUACAAAUUAGCUAUUUGUUCUCAGUCUAAUCAGAUAUACCUUAUUUCUAAUCAAAGAUGAUAUUAUACUAUGAUAUAAUCCUUAAAGUCCAAAAGUCAUUGCCAAGAUACUGUGAUAUUUUCAUAUGCAUCUGUAUAACAGCCAAAUACACAUUUCAUUUUUUAAUAUACACUGGCAGAAAAUAUGAUAUACUACAGCUUGUCAAAUAGUCUUUAACUUCUCGCUACAGUGAACACAAUUGGUAAUAAAGUCUUGCAGUGAGAUAAACUUUUCCUACAAACCAUCACAGACAAAUAACCUAUAUCAACAAAUCCACCCCAACACCUCACACUACAUUAGGCUAUUAGUCAUUCAAGUGAGUUUGCAACGGUCAUCUUUAAGCUCCUUAAGAUUGACCACCCCAGUGUUUAACCAGUGGGACUUAACAUUGUCUGACAUGUUUAGCUCGGGAGAACACAGAUUGAUUCAGGUCCACUGUCCAGUCCAGUUUGCGCUCAGGUGAUUCCCUUCAUUGGGCUGCCAUUGUAGUCAGUUGAAAUGCUCAAUACCUUUACUGCUUUUAAUGUCCACAUUACACUUUUUGUAUUUAUUUGGUUAGUGUGUUAAUGCAAAAUAAAUACAAUUUCUUUUUUGACCACCUCA